Molecule: messenger RNA, 453 nt
Organism: Ramularia collo-cygni
Lineage: Eukaryota; Fungi; Ascomycota; Dothideomycetes; Mycosphaerellales; Mycosphaerellaceae
Product: probable eukaryotic translation initiation factor 1A
Exons: 3
Coding region: 1-453 (150 amino acids)
Biological process (GO): translational initiation
Cellular component (GO): cytoplasm
Molecular function (GO): RNA binding; translation initiation factor activity
Source: RefSeq, a predicted model, not a curated record
AUGCCGAAGAACAAGGGAAAGGGUGGUAAGAACAGGAGAAGAGGAAAGAACGAGAACGACAAUGAGAAGCGUGAACUCACCUUCAAGGAGGAGGGUCAAGAAUAUGCACAAGUCCUCAAGAUGCUGGGUAACGGCCGACUGGAGGCGCUCUGCUUCGACGGCUCUAAGCGUCUCGCUCACAUCCGCGGCAAACUUCGAAAGAAGGUCUGGAUCAACCAGGGAGACAUCAUCCUACUCUCGCUCCGUGAUUACCAGGACGAGAAGGGUGAUGUGAUUCUCAAGUACUCGGCCGAUGAAGCCCGUUCGCUCAAAGCAUACGGCGAACUCCCAGAAAGCGCGAAGAUCAACGAGACCGAUACGUAUGGUGGCGAGGAGGAAGGUGGAAUUGGCUUCGAUUUCGGUGAAGACGAUGAGAGUGGUAGCGGAGAGGACAUCGACGUCGAUGACAUUUAA